CGGAUGGCCCGGGGCGGGGCGGCCUCGUCCCCGUCCCCAGCCGGGUCCCUAGUCCCAUCCCCCUCCCAGCCCUCGGCUCUCCCAGAUCCUUCCCCCGCGCCCUUCUUUCCUUCCCGCUUUCCCCGGGAGAAACAUGGCCGGGAGCAGCGAGGAGGCGCCAGACUACGGGCGAGGCGUCGUGAUUACGGAUGACUGGCCAGGAUAUGACUUGAAUUUAUUCACGUAUCCACAGCACUAUUAUGGAGAUUUGGAGUAUGUCCUCAUACCUCAUGGCAUCGUUGUGGACAGAACUGAGCGGCUGGCUAAGGAUAUUAUGAAAGACAUAGGAAACUGUGACAUUAUGGUCCUGUGUGUGCUUAAAGGAGGCUACAAAUUCUGCGCGGAUCUUGUAGAACAUCUUAAGAACAUCAGUAGAAAUUCGGAUCAAUUUGUCUCUAUGAAGGUUGAUUUCAUCAGACUGAAAAGUUACAAGAACGACCAGUCCAUGGGCGAGAUGCAGAUAAUUGGAGGCAAUGAUCUUUCAACACUGGCUGGAAAGAAUGUCCUCAUUGUUGAGGAUGUUGUUGGAACGGGGAGGACCAUGAAGGCGCUGCUCAGUAGCAUAGAGAAAUACAAGCCCAACAUGAUUAAAGUAGCCAGUUUGCUGGUGAAGAGAAGACCUAGAAGUGAUGGCUUUAGACCUGACUAUGUUGGAUUUGAGAUUCCAGAUCUGUUUGUGGUGGGUUAUGCCUUAGAUUACAAUGAAUACUUCAGAGAUCUGAAUCACAUAUGUGUGAUCAAUGAACACGGCAAAGAAAAGUAUCGAGUCUAAAGAAGUAAACUCUCACCGUCGAAUCUCCGGAUAACAUCGUACUUACGGACUACAGUCAGAAAGCCAGCAUGUGAAGUUUGUCUCCCCAGGGACCUUCACUCAGCAGGAUAUACAAAAAAAAAAAAAAAAGAUGUUUUAAUGAGAGAGCUUUCUUUUCAGAGGUAUAACACAGUACCAAAGGUUCUUAAGAAAAAAAAAAGCAAUGCUUUUAUUUGACUUGUUCCAAAUUAAAUAUUCUGUGCUGUGACUCAUGAGUUCUAUCUACCUUCACACUCCUGAACUUUCCCUUUUUUUUUUUAUUUCAAUGCAGUCAUUAUGCUUGAUUACUAUACCCCCACCUAGUUACUCAAAUAUUUUUCACCUAAUUUUUUUUCAAUAUUCCAUUUUGGUAAUGUUUUGCAAUCUGAAAACUGAAAACCUUUUAAGUUAAGCUCUGAACCCAUAUACUGGGAAUGCAACUAGAUUCCCAUCCUUUAAAAAGGAGGGAAAGGACAAUUUAACAUAAAUUUGUUUGUGCAUUUCUGGCAGGCCAUUACUAUUUGCUUUGACAAACCCUUUUUGAACUGUAGCGUAUAAUGAAUCUUAAUGAUGUUAUGAAAUGAGCUUUUGCUCAGUGCUCUUGAUCGGAGCUUCCGGUAUGUGAUAACGGUAUGUCAUGUAUGCAUGGAUGUACUCAACUGUGUUUAAUACUCUGAAUUUUAAUUAGAAAAAAUACAAUGACAGCAAGGCUCUCGUUUCUAAGCUGCAUCCUUUUAUUGAUGUGGGACAUGAGCAAAUGGCAGAAUUGGCGGGGGGGGGGGGCGGGGGGAAGGGGUUGAAUUCUCGAAACUAUGAGUUUUUCCUCUUAUUUGCAUCAAAGGACAAGACGCUAUUAUACAUUAUCAUCAACAUGAACACAGAGGUUGAAUUUUUUUUUGGAGUGGUCUCAUAAGACUUAUCAAAUGACCCAUGGCAUUACAGAAAACAAGCACACACUUAAAGUUUUUUCUCAGUAACGUUUUUUUUUUUUCCAUUCCCAUUGUUUUAUGAGAUGUUUUCUAAUUUAUGGGGAUUCUAAUUGAAAAUAAACUCGAGUGCCAAUAGAACUGUUUUUUUCUCCUUCCUAAAAGGAUAAAAUGCAAAAUAAAUAACUAAGCAGGCUUUGUUUGGUUCUGAACCAUAUGUGGCAUAUUGUUAUCAGGUUCUAGCUUCCUUUGAACUAAUAAAGAAUAAGAAACCUUGUUACAUUUCA
Felis catus (domestic cat) is the source of this 2042-nucleotide messenger RNA. It is a transcript of the gene PRTFDC1, whose product is annotated as phosphoribosyl transferase domain containing 1. The transcript is spliced from 9 exons. Lineage: Eukaryota; Metazoa; Chordata; Mammalia; Carnivora; Felidae. Gene Ontology annotation, biological process: purine ribonucleoside salvage. Bases 134 to 811 code for a protein of 225 amino acids. Gene Ontology annotation, molecular function: hypoxanthine phosphoribosyltransferase activity. The record is from RefSeq and is a predicted model, not a curated record.